CUGGAGUCUCGAUCCCUGGGUCGUCAUGGCGGCUCGCAGAAGCCGGGCGCUGUGGCGGCUGAGCGGCUGGGGCUGGAGGCAGGCGCUGCUGUCUCCGAGGCUACGUCGGGGCUCAGCCCGGCUGCUCUCUACCGACAAACCAGGGGUGGCCACGCAUUUCGGGUUUGAAACGGUGUCAGAGGAAGAGAAGGGGGACAAAGUCUACCAGGUUUUUGAAAGUGUGGCCAAAAAAUACGACUUGAUGAAUGACUCAAUGAGUCUGGGGAUCCACCGGAUUUGGAAGGAUUUACUGUUAGAGAAGAUGCACCCUUUCCCGGGGACCAAACUUCUUGAUGUGGCUGGAGGUACAGGAGACAUUGCCUUCCGGUUCAUUAAUUACAUCAAGGCUCAGAACCAGAGGCAGCGACAGAGGGAGGUGAAAUCCCGGCAAAACUUAUCAUGGGAAGAAAUUUCCAAGUGCUACCAGAAUGUCCAGGGUCCCUCGGAGGAAUCCCACGUGGUAGUCUGUGACAUUAACCAAGAAAUGCUCAAGGUUGGAAAGCAGAAAGCAAAGACGUUGGGCCACAAAAAAGGCCUGGCUUGGGUACUGGGUGAUGCUGAAGAGCUUCCCUUUGACGAUGACAAGUUUGAUGUUUACACCAUUGCCUUUGGGAUCCGAAACGUCACACACAUCGACCGGGCUCUUCAAGAAGCCUAUCGGGUCCUGAAACCAGGAGGCAGGUUUCUCUGUCUGGAGUUUAGCCAAGUAAACAACCCCCUUAUUUCCAGGCUCUAUGACCUGUACAGCUUCCAGGUUAUUCCAGUAAUGGGAGAAGUCAUUGCUGGAGACUGGAAGUCUUACCAGUACCUUGUGGAGAGCAUCCGACGUUUCCCACCACAAGAAGAAUUCAAAGAGAUGAUUGAAGAUGCUGGCUUUCAGAAGGUGACUUAUGAGAGCCUCACAACAGGUAUCGUGGCCAUACAUUCAGGCUUCAAGCUCUGACUCCAGCACGGUGCACCCAUCACUCUGUAGUCCAGUGGAAAGGUCUCUGCGGCUCCCUGUUAGAGCUCCAGGCUUGGGAGGUAGGGCUGAAAUGACUGACUGUCUUCAGUUAUCAGGAGAAGCCACGUUACCUCUCUAAUGCUCAGCUGGUGCUUUCUGGGACCUUUUCUCAGGGGUGCCGUUUGGUUCAUUUCCCAUGUAAUGCCUUCUGCUGGCUUUUCCUGGAUAUGCAGUGUGUGCGUGGGGGGAUUUGAGCACAGAAGCUCAGACUGGAACAGUUUCCGUGGCCUCUGCCUCCCCCACCAUGUCAUACAUACCAAAAGGGAAAUAAAUGGACCCCUGUAAGUGAGUGGAAAAGAGGAACCACACACCAGAUCACUCUUUAGUCCUAGAACUGGGUAUUCUGCCCAGGUGGGCUGACAGCUGUUGGACUUAGGUGUGAGCAUGGACAGCUUAUUAAACGAGUUGACUUGUUGUG
Messenger RNA from Gracilinanus agilis (Agile Gracile Mouse Opossum), 1460 nucleotides. It is a transcript of the gene COQ5, whose product is annotated as coenzyme Q5, methyltransferase. The coding region runs from base 26 to 982 and encodes 318 amino acids. The transcript has 7 exons. Lineage: Eukaryota; Metazoa; Chordata; Mammalia; Didelphimorphia; Didelphidae. Gene Ontology annotation, biological process: ubiquinone biosynthetic process. Gene Ontology annotation, molecular function: methyltransferase activity. The record is from RefSeq and is a predicted model, not a curated record.